AUGGACCCUGCGACGGUCUCUCGAGAUGUGAAAGAGCCUUCCAAUGUCGUGCUCCUCGCCUCAACCAACCCCGCCGCCAACGCACAAUUGCAUGAGGCGCUAGCCCUUGGUCAAGCCGUUCGGAGCUACGCGGCAGUCUACUUCCAGGGCUCGGCUCCACUUUUCCGCGACGUCAGAAGCGUCCCGGCUGCCGUCCCGCCCCUGCCAAAUGCUGGGGGCGUGCGAGGAGGGCGCCCGUCCUAUGCAGCCAAGCAGGGGGGCACGGACUUUAUGUUCGACUAUGGGUUUGCCUUCAGUCUGCAGCCUGCUGGAGCUUUUGCUCGAGGCGGAUUCGGCUCGACGUGCAUUGGACGCACGUGCAGCGGGAAAGGAGCGGUCUACACGCGGGGCAGCGAACCCUUUGUCUGGGAGCGGAAACGGAACAGGGGUGGAGCACUGAUCUGUCGGGGUGGAGGAGGGCACCUCCUGUGCUUGCGGUGCGUAGAAGCCGAGUAUGAAGCUGGACGCCCCUUUGUCUCGAGCGCGAGCGGAUGCCCCGUUCCUCAGCAAGAGCUUUUUACCAAGUAUGAAACCUUCCAUGGGACGAAGGAGCUUCGAGAGGUACAGUCAGGGGAGGAGGCAAGCGAGGGCGGCCACCAGUUUUUCGUGCAGAGGAGGGACCUUGCCGCCUGCCCAUUCUGCCGCGAAUCUAGAACGGCUGCUCCAUUGAAGCGGGGGGUAAAGAGGGCGCUCGAUGAGGGGCCGAGCCCACGAGAGCUCGGCUCGGUUGCCCUCCUCUCGGAGCUCACCCGAAGCAAGAUCCCCCCGAUCGCCGUCGCCCCCGGCCUCUUUCUUGUGUCCCUGCUCGACGCCUCCAGUGGGCGCCUCCUGGACAUCUCUGCCACGGAUCGAGGGCUCAGUAACGUCCCCCGGCUCGUCAAGGUCGACCACACGGUCAGCUUCCAGUGCCUCUGCGGUCAAAAGGCGUGCCGGGACCACGAAAUGGGGUUCCUGGAGGGGACCCGUUCUAUGGGCGGCUGGUGGCAGGGCGGGGAAGCCAUCUUCACGGCCUUUGACGGAAGCCGUCCGUUCGUUCGAGAGGUCACAAGCGGCGUCUCGUGGGUCUUGCCAAUCGAUCAGAGCGGAUUGGUUGGGGCGGUUCUCAGAGGGUUCACAGACACGACGGAGAUGUCUUUCUACUUUGAUGACGUCUACUUUGAUGAGUUGGAUGUCAGUGUGAUAUCAGAGAAGCAAGCUCUGAACAUGUUGUACAGUAUCCUUGUGAGAGGAUCGUGGGGUAAAGCUGGCCGUAUAUCUGAUCUGAGGUGUUUCAACGAGGACGCGCCCGGAGGCAAUUCGGACGAGGAUCCCAACUCCUCUGAAACAUCGGACUGCGAAGACCAAGUGGACUAUGACAUGAGGCCCGACUCAGAGAUGGUGAAGGACUUCUUUCCAGAUUCUCGGACGUUGGAUGCAUUCGUUAGUAUGAUGACGCUUUACAAGAAGGAUCUAGAAACGUUCUGCGCAGAGUACAAACAGACACGUGUGCUCGCGCGUGCCGAUUGCGCGCACCUGUACUCGAGCGAGGUCGAGGCGGCUGAGACGGAGGCGCGCUCGGCCGGAACGCCUUUGCGGCAGGAGCGAACGGAGGGGGCAAAAUCUGAGCUGGCCACUUAUGCUUUUGGGAGGGACAAAGUCGUCACUUUUGAUGGCACCUUCUUCGCCAACUCGAGCGCUAUGAGGGACUCUCAGACGGAGGCGUCGCUUCAUAGCGUCUGUGAGCCGGAUCCAGAGGCGUCUCGAGUGGCUGGGGGUUUCACUCCUCUGAGCGUUGGGGGGGUGCGGCCCUCUGUCGUGCCGUCAGAGGGGAUCGAUUGCGAGUGGAAGUAUCGGAACGGGCUUUCGGAGCUGCGGCCGGCCGUGCGUGCUCUGGCGCAACGUUGGUGCAACUUUCGAAAAGCGCAAGCGCAAGGGAGCAAUGCGCCUCUGAAGCCGGAGGAGUUCGUCGCCAUGCGGGAGGGGUUGCCAGCAAACGUGCGGGCCUUGAUUGACUUCGUGACGGAGUCGGGUGUCGGAUGUGCGGAUCCAACCGCGUGCGCGGUAUGCAAGGGAAUCCCGCGGCGUCCUUGGAUGCAAGGGCAUCUGAAAGACGGGCGGGUCGGGGCGACAGGAUGGUGCCCCAACCACUGGCAGCCGUAUGGGGCCCUCCUUCACGCGCUCCUCAUCCCUCGCUACUCGUGGGUGUUUGGGCAUGUGGUGGGGCUGAAGUUGCUUCGACACCUCCUGCUAGAGGGGCCGUUGGACGAGCGUGGAAUGGCAUACCUCUCCGAGGACGCCCCAAUGCUGGCAACCAUCUUGCGCCUGCAUCCGGUCGCUGGAGGGUUGUACAUCUGCCCCCCAACUCUGCGGCCCCUCUUGCGCGACAUCUACGCCACGAACCUACUGUGCUUCGAGCCGAGCGCGAACCGGCCAACCUCGUCCCCUCGGUCGCCCUUGGCGGCCCUCCAUGAUGCUACGGAGCAUUUGUGGACGAUUGAGGGCGAGAAGCUGAGGCUCGUGGGCCAACCGGAGCCGGCGGCGAUGGGGUACGCGGAAAGGCACGCGGCGGCUCUGAAGAGGGUCGCCAACUCGCUGCUGUUCGAGUUAGAAACGCGCGAGCCUCAGUGCUAUGGGGAGGGGGGGUUCCUUUCAGCGCCCUCCGUGGCUUAUGCUGAACGAGUCCAAGCUGUUUCCUCGUACGACUUCCACCCUCUGUUGUACGGGCGGCCUCAAUUUUUGGAUUGGGAGGAUGGCACUGGGCGUGGAAAGAAGGGAUCGGAGGAGCGUCUCACCCAGCACUGUAGCGCUCCAAAUCCGCGGUCGUCAAAGGGCCGGGCGGGGGUUUUCAUCGCGUGCUGCCAAGAUCGGGCGCCCCUCGGUUAUCAUUGGCUGAAGGGGGGCGAGUCCGUGUCGGACUUGGGAACCGUGCUGCUCACGCGGUUCCCUUUCAAGGCGCUGCGGGGGCUCACAAUUGUCGAGGACGCUGCCUGCAAUGCCCAGGAAUGGUUCCUCAACCGGGUGCCACAGAUAGCUAAGUUCAUGUUGUUUGUGGUGGACCGCUUUCACUCGGGGCCAAUCAGCUGCGCUCCCUCGGGGGCCAAGCGCUAUGCAACGCACACGUGCUCGCCGACACUCUUCAUCGAUUCCUUUCCCCAACAUGCCCAGACGAUCACGACGGCAUCGGAGGGCAUCAACUCGGGCUUGAAGAGAUGCGCGCCUAGCCUCCAACAGAUCACGAGCAUCAAACGGCUGCUGAGUAGAGUCACAACGAUCCUUGAUACAUUGUUCGAACGGUCAAAGUACGCAGUCUACUGGAGCAAGGCUAGCAAUCCGUUGAGAGACUCGAUCAAGAGGGGGCGUUGUUGA
Messenger RNA from Klebsormidium nitens, 3384 nucleotides. NCBI's taxonomy places the organism in Eukaryota, Viridiplantae, Streptophyta, Klebsormidiophyceae, Klebsormidiales, Klebsormidiaceae. The record is from the annotation of a GenBank genome assembly.